Molecule: messenger RNA, 6953 nt
Organism: Magallana angulata
Lineage: Eukaryota; Metazoa; Mollusca; Bivalvia; Ostreida; Ostreidae
Exons: 23
Coding region: 293-5326 (1677 amino acids)
Cellular component (GO): cytoskeleton
Molecular function (GO): protein binding
Source: RefSeq, a predicted model, not a curated record
CACACGACUUCAUUCAAGUUGUCAACAGAGAGGCAAGGUGUAAGAGACAACUGUCAACUACUUGUUCAUUAUCUAGUGUUCACCUAAUUUGAAAUGUGACGAAAGUGAAAAAAAUCAACCGUCAUAAUGUGAAAAAAUAUGUAUUCCAUCAGUGAAUUUUUUGAAGGAAUUUUUUCUCAAAUCUGCUGAAUAAGGUGUAUGUGAUUGUUGGAUUUUUGUGAUCUUUUGGAUAAUUCCAUCUACACAUGGGGAGAUCAGUUUUUAAAUAGGAGGUGAUGAAGACUCCUCCAGCAUGACUGAGGUGCAUAGCAAUCACCUCCAACGCCUCAACUCAGGGCUCCCUGAAGGAUGGGAGGCACGACUGGCUGCAGAGCAGGGCAGAAUCUAUUACCUCAACCACACCAGUCAAGUGUCAUCCUGGAUCCCCCCUCUGGAACAUUGGGACCCCGGUACAGCAGAGCAGCCCUACGGCUGGGAAUGUGCAAUAGACAAAAACGACAAGCCCUACUUCAUAAAUCAUAUAGAAAAAUACACUACACGAGAUGAUCCGCGGGACGAUCCAGAUUACAUAGAGCCCCCCAAACCAAGGGACAUUACUUUGACUCGAGACCAACAGAAGGGGUUUGGUUUUGUGGCGGGGAGUGAGAGACCUGUAGUCGUGCGGUUUGUCACAGAUGGUGGUCCAAGUGUUGAUAAGCUUCUGCCGGGAGACCAGAUUAUAAGAAUUAACGGGGAAGAUGUGAAAAACUCACCCAGAGAAUAUGUCAUAGACCUAGUCAGAUCCUGUAAAGUUUCUAUUUCACUGACUGUGUGCCAGCCAUAUUCAGAUAAUUCCACGAAGAAGUCUUCAUUACUGACAGCUGCUAAAAAGGCCAAGCUGAAGAGCAAUCCAAACCGUGUCCGGUUCUCGGAGAACGUCACGGUUACCAUGGUGAACGGGGCUCCACUUCAAAAUGCAAAUUCAGACGAGAGUUAUGUCCCUUUUAUGCCAAAUGUAUUAAAAGUUUUCCUUGAAAAUGGGCAAACGAAAUCAUUUAAAUAUGAUAACAAGACUACUGUCAAGGAUGUGGUGCAAUCCCUGAAGGAGAAGUUGAACAUAAAGCGUGUUCAGCAUUUCAAUUUGGUGCUACAAAACAUGAAGUCUCACGGUCCCUGUCAAAUGACCUUACUCCAAGAACACGAGACUCUGGCAGAGAUUGCUGCCAGACCUGGUGCUAGACAUUUCCGCUGUCUUUUCCGUGUAAUGUUUGUUCCCCUGGACGCUUAUGACCUACUCAAAGAGGACCCUGUAGCAUUUGAAUAUUUCUAUAUGCAAUGCUGUAAUGAUGUGGUGAAUGAGCGAUUUCCAGAGCUUCGAGGAGAGUUGGUGUUCAAGCUUGCUGCUCUCCACAUUCAGCAACAUGUCAUGAGCAAUAACAAUGUCGCCGGAAAAAUCAACAUCAAGUCUAUAGAGAAGGAAUGUGGGAUUGAGAAGUUUGUGCCAUACAGUUACCUGGAACACACGAAGCCCAAGGAGCUGAGGAAGAUCCUGGGCAGCCAGAUGAAACUGAACCAGAACCUUACCCCGCCCGGUCAGAAACAUCUCUCCUCCAUGCAGGCUAAGCUCCACUACAUGAAGAUUGUCAACGAGCAGAAGGCGUUUGGCAGUCGUGUGUUCAUGGUCACCCUGCUGGACAAGAUGACAGACGCCAUGAUAUUGGUGGGUCCAAAGUCUGGGAUUGCCCUAAUAACCAAUAUUAAACAGUACACGAUGUCAGUUUUGGCAGAGUUUGACCAAAUUCAAAAAAUCAAAGUGGCCAAAGAAAAGGAGAACAUGCAGAGAAUUGAAAUCACAGUCAAAAGUAACAACCAGGAAGCAAUGUUAAAUCUUGGACUACUGAAGGAUGAUGCCAUGAACUUUGUUGCCAUGGUAGAGUGUUAUUACCGCGUAUUAGUGGAUGACAAUGUCUGUCUUGUGGAAAAACCAGCCAGUAAACAAAGUUCCGACCCUGAUGUCCCUCCAUAUUUUGGGACCCAUAGAGUUCAUGCCUCUCCCUGGAGUUACCCUGAGGAUGUGGUGACCCAUGUGAUCCAGAAAGAACAGGAUUCCAAGGAGAUAGCUGAGGAUGAGAGAAUUGUGAACUUUGCUAGGGGGCCCCCUGUCUAUGAUGGAAGUGACAGCAACUUUAUCACCAAAAUCAAAGAAGAUCUCGGGAUCCAGCCAAAGAAUUCAGAAGAGCCUGAACCAGUGAUCUCCCUUGUUAAGGACUCUGAACAAAGUGUUCACCCUGCAAAACAUGUAAACAAAAUUGUGAUUGGAUCAGAUCCAAACGACAUUCAAGAAUAUUUAGCAGCUAAAGAAAAGAAAUCUGCAAUCAAACGAAUUGAUACAUAUGAGAAGCAGUUUAUAGAGAUUAAGAAACCAAAGACUGAAGACUCUCUGACCAAUGGAGAAACAUAUGAAGACAGCAAGCUAGAAAUACACUCCACAGCAAGUGGGGAGGAUCAAUCUUCUGACACAGACAGUGGGGUGGAGUCAGAAAAGAAGAUUUGCCUGGACGACUCUCCACAGAUCGGGCGAGGACAGGAGCUUGAGAGCAGUGAUACCGACAGCUGGGGGACUCCGGCUAACAGCCCCGCCAAAGAUGCGGAAUCAGAAGUUGAGCUACCCAGGACAGAGUCCGAUUUUGAAGUGAUUGCCUCCAGUUUUGGUCUGUUGAGUCCAGACAAGAUCCCUCCAGAGAUCCAGGAAGGAAUACUCAAUCCCAAAAUGUUCUCAGAACGGAGGUUGUAUCUGGAUCCAGAUAUCAUUGACUUGACCUUGAUGCCACCUGCACCACCGCCUCCUACCUCAGAGCCACCAGAACUUGACCAGCAAGCGUCCAGGGAAUUGUGGCAUCUGUCAUGUGACCACACCCAGACACUGGAAACAGUUGAGGCAACAAUGCCCAAAGAUCAGGGAGCUCACCCACAUGUUCCUCCAUUUGAGCGGUCGGUCAGUGUUGGCGCCACCCCAGACUUCUUUGACUCUGAUAUAGAUCAGCUGAUUGCUGAGUUGACCAUUCCCCCACCCCCCUCUUCAGAGGAAGACAUAGGGCAGGUGGACCAUUUAGCUCACACGUGGAGUGGCCCAGAAAACAAGGAGUCCAAUGAAGAAUUCAAUUUGGAGGCGUUUGAGGUGGAUUUGGAAGCGUUGGUGAUUCCCCCUCCCCCUGGGGAGGCCUCUGUGUCACUGGACCAAAUCCCCAUAGUUCCCCCUGUGACUUCAGAUUCUGAUGAACAUGAUAAAAAGAAUGACCAUUCUGGAGGUCAUCAACGUUCAAAUUCAGUGGACACUUUCUUAAGUAAAAUUCAGAAAAAUGAGCAUAAUAAUGAUGUUCCGAAAAAAGAUGAAAUUUUGAAGACUGGUGUGGAAUGUCAGUUAGUUGCUAGUGAAAUUAAGUCUAGUGAUUCAAAUAAAUCAAAAUGUCAGACAAAGCCUGAAAAAGCUACCUCAACUACCUCAAGUAAGGACCCUCAUGACAAUGAUUCUCCAGGAUCUGUAUCGGAAAAAUUAAACACUUUGUUGCAAAUGAUUCCAAAUUUGGGGCCAAAGUCAGACAACGAAAAUGAUUUUAAAUGGAGAAGGACUUCCUCAUUGCGUCUUUCAAAACCCUCGCCUAUGUACGACAAGGACAAAGGGCAUCUUCCUAAUGGAUUAGUAAAAAGUGACAAGUCAUUGAAGGCCAGCUCAGCAAGUUCUCCAAAUCAGGUUGUGAAGUCUAGUCAAGAAGUGAAGCAAUCGAAAGGUGAGGUGACAGUGAGUUCAAAAUAUUCUCGGCAUCUACGCAGGACCAACUCGUUCGAUGUUCCCACCAAGGAGCAGGACACAAAAGAGGAGCCAGAAAAAGCGGUGACUGAAAACUUCUCCUCUUUAAAAGCAAAACUACAAUCUUACAGAGAUUAUCUCUUGAGUAAGUCAAACAAUUCAAAGAAAGAGAGGCAAACGGAGGAUAAAAAGGAGGACAAUAGCCCUCUGAGGAGAUCCAACUCUUUCACAAUGAAUUAUCUCAAAAGGCGGAACAGUUCCUCAGACUCUGAUGAUCAAAAGACGACCAAUGAUACCGUUACAAACAGAAGCAGACGGCGAGACAAGGAAUCCUCACAAGAGAAAGCAGACGACAAAGAGGACAAGAAAAAGCCUCCAGUGUGGAAUCAUUUAGCAGCGCCCAGGUCCUUCCGACCUCAUACCUCUACAACUACACAGCAUCACACAUUUCCCCUUGAAAGGAAGGAAACAGCCACGCCCACCCCAUCUGGGGGUGAGGAGAAGAGCAAUGGCCUAAGGAAAUCGGGACCACUGAAGGCUUUGUCCUCCAUCUUUACCUCAUCAUCUCCAUCAUCAUCAUCCCCAUCUUCACCGCCAGUCUCAUCGGAAGUGGCGCUAUCCCAGACUGCACCAGUGCCACCACCCAGACGAUCAAAGGAACAUUCCACAGCAACAGAAAGCAAGGAUGAUAUUUCACUGGUUCCACAAGCUCAGAAAAGACCCAAGGAAAAUCCGUUUGGAACUGUGUCCAACAUGUGGAGACCUAUGUCUAUGUCGAAAAGUAGCAUUAGACAGAUUGAAUCUGAGGAGACUAAUUUCCGGGUGUAUAAUAAUUUUGAUGCUUUACGUGAUAUGUCAGAGGGUAAAACACCUCCAAAGGAAGAGACAAAAGUGGUGGUGGCAAGCACCAAGUCCAAACCUCCAGUGAUCCCAACAGGAGAGCAACGGGAGAGAAAAGGUUCGUUAUCGGAGGAGAGUCACGCUGUAGUGCGAGACAGUAUAAGUGUGAGUCAUUCUGAUUCAGUGAAGCAAAUAAUGGCUCGAACGUACAAAACAGAGGACUUUGGAACUGCAACUAAAGACUCGGACAGGCUUCUGUCUGAGCUUAAACAAACUAUGGAGACCCUUAAAGACUCUCGCAUUGAUCGAAAAUCAUCUCAGUUUGAUAUGUGUAAGGACGAGCUUAUCAAUCAAGUGAAAAACUUUGUUAUGGAUGCCAAAUUUCUUGUCAGCAAUGCGUCACAGACCAAAGAGAAAAUGGCUGCCAAUCUAAAUAACAGUAUGCAUACUCUUGCUAAAAUCUUCCUCCAUACUCAGGCGACCAUGAUAAUGAUGGAGGCCGUUCAUCAGGCACAGCACCUCGGCUUUGAGGUGAUUAAGGUGACCAACGCUUACAAGAGCACAGUGAAUGCGGCACAAGCCGCAGUGGGGAAACCCAUAGGCGAUCCCCACAUGCGAUAUCUCAUGAGACAAGCCACUAAUCUCGCACAACUCAUCAGUGGCUUGCUCAAAACACUCAAAGCUCUAGAGCAAAAGUAAAUUCCUUUGGGAUUUUUGUUUAUGAUUUCUGCAAAAUGUGGCAAAAACUGUAGAUGAUUUUGGAUGCUUUACAAACUACGGACAUUUGAUUGGCCAGUGUCUGUGUUCUCAUUGCUUCUUGAUGCAUUUAUUAUCAUUCUUUUUUAUACGUGUUUAUAUUGAGAACUUGUACUGGUAGUCAUUAGGUUGUUCAAUAAUGUCUGUAGCCGGCUUUUGACUUGAAUGGUUUCUCAUUGUUAAAGUGAGUGAGGGAGCUUGUGUGUAAUGUAUGGUUGUAACAGACACAUGUAAGCAUGGCUUCAUAAUAUUUUUCAUCUACCGGUAUUUAAUAUUAUGUGCUAUAAAUAUUUAACAUCUACCAACAUAUAUUCUCUACUGUUUCUGUGUUCCUUUCCUAUAGAUUUCUUGCUGAGAACUUGGAAUGCUUUAAAUGCACAAUUCAAAUAAUGUAUCUUUUUUUAAGCUUCUAAAAAAAUUUACAGGUAAACAAAAAUUGAAUGAAAAGAACUGUGGAAAUUUAUUAGAUAGAAUAACCAUGUUAUUUUGAGAAGAAAAAAAGGAGAAUCUCAUUUUUCACACAAAGAUAAGAAUACCUUUAAUAUGAUGCUAGGAACAAACAAGAUAUGUAAUUAACAUGACUUUUGAAACAGCACUCUUAAUAUGAUGCACUAGGAACAGGAUGAAUAAGCAUGUCUUUCUUAGACAGAAGGUUGUAUAAAACUUACAUAUUUAUAGUUAUACUAUAUUGGUUGACUGUGAUACAUCUGUUACUGUACCAAUGUUUUUUUGUUUGAUACUCAACUAUUCCAUUGUUAUAAACUGUGUAUGUAUAUCUAUUUAUUGUUAUUUUGUAUAGACAGACAUAGUUACUACAUGUAUAAAUAUAAGUAUGUACAUUAUUUACAUCCCUUUAUUUUAACACUCUCUUUGCUGGCAUGGCUUUGAAUAAAAUUUAUCAAACUUUUUUAACUGAAAGUUUCAAUUUAGUACAUAUUACUAUGGAAUUGAGGGUUGAAGUUUUGUAAGAAAAUCCAUUGUAUGGGAAUUUUUACAAAUACACAUUCUGCACAUACAUGGCUGUAUUUAUUAACUGUUAUAGUUUUUAAGAUUUAUUUUUGCAGAGAUUUCUAUCUGUUACAAGGGUAUGUUUAUCUACCCCUUAAACAUAAUACAAAAUUACAACAAAAAUGUAUAAAUUGCUGGUUAUAGAUACGUGUACUAUUCAAAAAUUAUCUUUAUAUUUUAUAUUUGUUGUACAUGUAAAUGGUAUAACAUUUUAUGUUUAAAAAAGAUCUGUUUUGGAAAACCGUCCUUGCAUUGUGAAUUAACAAAAAAAUAAUUAUCCAGUUUUUAUUUAAAAUGUGUAAGUUGGAUAUGACACCAUGAAAAUUCCCAUUACAAGCAGGCACUUGUAUCAUUUUUUUGUCUUAUUCAUGUUUCUUUCAGACCCAGUGAGAGUUUUACUAGUAUUAUGAAUUAUUUAAAAAAGCAAUAUUUUCAACAUCGUUAAAGUUCAUUAAUAAGAAUUUUUUUGAACAUAUUCAUACUCUUUUAUUAACGUGUACAUGUAUAUGCCGUUAAUGUAUUCAGAAUUAUCAAAAUUAAUCUCAAUUAAAUAUGUUAUUAA